CCUCCCCCUCAAAAAUUAUUUAUUUAUGAAAACCCCUCUAUCACAAGCAGCUUCUUCUCUUUUCAUUCCCUGCCUUUCCGCAUUCAAAACAACUUUAAAUAGUUCAACAUUGGGGGCUUAUAUAAAUAAAUGUUUAUCUUUAAAUGGAAAUCAAUUAAAAGUUGCUGACAGACUCUAUUUAUUAAACAAAAAUGUCCAUUUGGUGGCUAUUGGAAAAGCAGCCCCUGUAAUGGUUGAAUCGACAGAGAAGAUUCUUGGUCAACACUUUGUGGAUGGAAUUGCUUCUGUUCCGACCGGAUCAAUUAUCCCAAAUAAUUUAAAAACUCAAUUCCUUUUUGGUGCUGAAAAUAAUUUGCCUGAUGAACAAGCAUCAGAAAAUACAAAAGAAAUCGAGAAUUUUGUUAAAUUUAUUGGACGACCAAAUCAAUUAAUUUUGUUUUUAAUUUCUGGGGGCGGUUCUGCUUUAUUACCAGCUCCAAUUAAUGGAAUUACUUUGGAAGAUAAAUUAGAAAUUAUUAAAUUACUUCAAAAUUAUGGGGCAGAUAUUAAACAAUUAAAUGUUGUUAGACAAGCGCUUUCGAGGCUUAAAGGUGGAGGACUUUCUCGACUUGCUAGCCCAUCUCAACAAAUUUCCUUAAUUGUUUCUGAUAUAAUUGGAGAUCCUAUAGAAUUAAUUUCUAGUGGGCCAACAGUUAUUUUAAAUAAAUCUAGUCUAGAACCAAUGGAAAUUAUAAAUAAAUUGGGUAUAAAAAGAGAACAGAUUGGACAGAAAAUUAUUAAAGUAUUUGAACAAAGGGAGGAAAAAGUAAAGGAAGAAGAAAAAGAAGUGGAUAUUCUAAAUGUAAUUGUGGCUAAUAAUUCGAUGAUUUUGAAAGAAUUGUCUGCUCAUUUAAACUCUGCUGGAUUUAUUCCAAUAAUUGUUACAAACUGUUUGGAAGGAAAUGCAACAAAACUGGGUCAAUCAAUGGCGAGAAUAUUGGUUAAAUUAGCAACUCAAGCCAAGCAUUUAGCUUUGGAUAUUUCCAACUUUUUGAAAGAAGAGUUUUCAGUAAAUGUGGAUAUUUCUAAUAUAAAUAUCUCAAAAAACGAUAAAAUUGUGUUAAUCUUUGGUGGUGAAUCGACUGUUUGUUUUGAUUCGAGUCAAGUUUUGCCCGAAGCCAAAGGUGGCAGAAAUCAAGAAAUGGUGCUUUCUGUAUUAAAUGAAUUGCUUUUAUUGGGGGAAGAGGAGAAGGAAAUUUUGAAUGGAUUGGAGUUUGUUUUUACAAGUUUGGGAACUGAUGGACAGGAUGGCCCAACAGAUGCAGCAGGGGCCUUUAUUUGUAGUGAUGAUCUACUAAACAAAUCAACAGAACAACUUUCUUCCCUUUCCACAAAAGUAAAAGCAGCAUUAAAAGGAAAAUGUUCUUAUCAAUUUUGGAGUGAAUUUAAUGAGGGAAGAAAUAUCGUUAAAAUUGGAAAGACUGGAAUGAAUGUAAUGGAUAUUCAAAUGCUUAUAUUUAAAUUUUAG
Molecule: messenger RNA, 1507 nt
Organism: Meloidogyne enterolobii
Lineage: Eukaryota; Metazoa; Nematoda; Chromadorea; Rhabditida; Meloidogynidae
Source: the annotation of a GenBank genome assembly